Molecule: messenger RNA, 888 nt
Organism: Aspergillus mulundensis
Lineage: Eukaryota; Fungi; Ascomycota; Eurotiomycetes; Eurotiales; Aspergillaceae
Product: SDR family NAD(P)-dependent oxidoreductase
Exons: 4
Coding region: 1-888 (295 amino acids)
Molecular function (GO): oxidoreductase activity, acting on the CH-OH group of donors, NAD or NADP as acceptor
Source: RefSeq, a predicted model, not a curated record
AUGUCCUCCCGCCUCUCCCAACUAAACGCCCACCUAAACUACCCUCGCGGCCUGCUCGCCGAUCAAGUCGCGAUCAUCACCGGCGCCGGCCAAGGCAUCGGCGCGGAAGCAGCCCGCCUGUUCGCAAACGAGGGCGCAAAGGUCGUCGUCGCUGACAUUGACGGCGAAAAAGCAAAUGCGGUAGUCAACGCCAUCAACGCGGCGUCUCCAAACCGCGCCGUCGCCGUCGUCGGCGAUAUCCUGGACGAUGCCUACAUCCAGACGCUCGUUGACAGGGCCGCUGAAUUCGGGAACGGCAAGAUCCAUGUUAUUGUUAACAAUGCGGGCUUUACGUGGGAUGGGGUUAUUCAUAAGAUCACAGACAAGCAAUGGGACACCAUGAUCGCCGUGCACAACACGGCGCCGUUCAAGCUCAUCCGCGCGGCGGCGAAGUACUUCCGGGUUAAAGACGGGGAGCCCCGCGUGAUCAUCAAUAUCUCGAGUACGAGUGGGAUCCAUGGAAAUGCCGGGCAAGCAAACUACGCCCUGGCAAAAGCCGGCGUUGUCGGACUAACCCGCACCAUCGCCAAAGAAUGGGGCCCGCAGUUCGGCGUCCGCUCUAACACGAUCGCGUUCGGGUUCGUGCAGACCCGUCUGACGGCUGCGAAGGAGAAGGGGGCGUUCAUUACGACGCCCGACGGGACGAAGGUUGCGCUGGGGAUUCCGGGGCAGCAGGUUGCGGCGAAGGAGGGGGCUGGGAAAGAUGGGAAGCCUGCGUAUCCGGAUAUUCCGCUGGGAAGGCCGGCGAGUCCGGAGGAGGCGGCGAGGAGUGUCCUUGCUGUUGCUAGUCCGUUGUUUAGUUAUGUUAAUGGGGAGACGAUUCGGGUUACGGGGGGGAGGAAUAUGUAG